ACCCAGGAGAAGGCUGGACCGCUGAAGAAAACCAAGAUUGCUGAAGGGGGCAGGAAACUGAAGAAGAAUUGGUGCACGGCCUGGGUGGUUUUAGCUGGCAACAGUCUUGCCUUUUACAAAGAAAUAAAGUCGCAGACACCAAGCACCAAGGGGGAUCGACCAGAGAGCAGUGUGGAUCUGAGGGGCGCAUUGGUCGAGUGGACCAGGGAUAUGUCCAGCAAGAAGAACGUCUUCUGGCUACGGACAGUGACAGGGAACGAGUAUCUUCUCCAGGCUGAGAACGAAGAUUACAUCAAUGACUGGUAUCAGAUCAUCCACAAAGUCAUCAACGAUCUGGCAGGAUUCAAGGAGAAUCCUCUGGAUCACCAGCUGGUUUACCCCCCUACGUCGAACAGCCAGCCGCCGAAUUGUUGGAUUCUCAGCAUUGAUUUUCUCUGA
Molecule: messenger RNA, 438 nt
Organism: Leucoraja erinaceus (little skate)
Lineage: Eukaryota; Metazoa; Chordata; Chondrichthyes; Rajiformes; Rajidae
Product: rho GTPase-activating protein 15-like
Exons: 5
Biological process (GO): regulation of GTPase activity
Cellular component (GO): cytoplasm
Molecular function (GO): phospholipid binding; protein binding
Source: RefSeq, a predicted model, not a curated record